Messenger RNA from Pestalotiopsis fici W106-1, 336 nucleotides. RefSeq lists its product as uncharacterized. The coding region runs from base 1 to 336 and encodes 111 amino acids. The record is from RefSeq and is a predicted model, not a curated record. The transcript has a single exon. NCBI's taxonomy places the organism in Eukaryota, Fungi, Ascomycota, Sordariomycetes, Amphisphaeriales, Sporocadaceae.
AUGAAGCGUUCUCGUUCACCCGAUGACUCGUCUACCAGCGGUAGCAAAGCCGUCGAAAACCCUCCGAAACGCCGCAAAAUAGAUCCAGUUAUGGCCAAAGCGGCCAUUGAAUCCACACGCGAACAUAUGUGCCAGGCAAUCUCCGAAUCAGAGUCCAUGGUGCUGAAUUUUGUCAAGAACGAGCAGGAAGUCUUGGGAAGGGAGAAAACCGAGCUGCUUGAGGAACUCAAAGACGCCUUGAAGGACUUGGGUAUGGAAGAGGAGUUCAAGGACGAAAUGACCCAGCUUCGUGGAUAUGUAAUGACUUUGAACGUAACGGUGCACUGUGGUCCCUGA